Messenger RNA from Penicillium daleae, 495 nucleotides. Its product is annotated as MARVEL domain-containing protein. The record is from RefSeq and is a predicted model, not a curated record. Bases 1 to 495 code for a protein of 164 amino acids. The transcript is spliced from 5 exons. Lineage: Eukaryota; Fungi; Ascomycota; Eurotiomycetes; Eurotiales; Aspergillaceae. Gene Ontology annotation, cellular component: membrane.
AUGCCUGUUGUCUCGCGACUCGUUUCUAUCCCGCUCCGCAUUGCGGAGAUCGCCUUUGCAGCCGUCGUCGCAGGUAUUAUCGGACACUACCUCGCCUCCCUCGACGGGAUUGAUGCCUGGCCCCAAGCUCGCUGGAUCUACACCGAAGUGAUCGCCGGUCUAUCCAUCCUCUUAGGCUUAAUAUGGCUAAUCCCCUUCUCCUCGGGCUUCUUCUCAUGGCCUAUUGAUAUCCUCAUUUCCUUUGCUUGGUUUGCUGCUUUCGGUAUCUUGGUCGACGCUAUUCACCACUUGCCAUGCGGCAGCAUCUGGUCCUGGCACUUUAGGGGUGAUGCUGUUUGUGGGCGCUGGAAGGCUGCCGAGGCGUUCAGCUUCCUCUCCGCUAUCAUCUGGCUUGUUUCUGCUAUUAUUGGCCUCUGGUUUACUUUCCGUGUGCGCGACCGUGGUGUUGGAACGACUCGCCGCCGCUGGGGCCGCCGUGGGGUUCCUGCUGUCUAA